AUGCUCGUCCCCGCCCGCAGUGCCUUCCCUGCGGCCUCCAUCCUCCUUCUGGCUGCCCUGGUCCACGCAGAGACCUCCAAGCCCAAUACAGGCGACCAGCCUCAAGGCUUCACCUUCAUUUACCCCUCCUCGCCCAAUGCCAACUCGGUCACCAUCCCCAUCACCCCUUCAUGUCCUUCCCCGCUCGUCAUCUCCGGUCUUUCCACGACCAACAACCCUCGCUCGGCGGACCCAGCUGCUCCAUAUACCAUGACGAUGCUGGUGCAUGAGCAGCUGAUGGAUGGGGCUGGAUUGCGGUACGAGCGGAUAUACUCGAGGAGCAUGGAUAUUGGAAAUAUGGCGGCGGCGAGGACGGUACAGCAUCCUUGGAUGAAUGGGACGCAGUUCAUUGGGUGUAUCUGGUCGAGUAAUGGUGUCAGUGGGGGCUGUCAGGAUCUGACGACUAUCACCAGCUCUGACGCCACAGCAGCGGCUUACGCCAAUGCAACGUCCGAAUGCCGCUCGACUGCUGUCAUGGGUUCUUGGGUCACCCCUCCAUCCUCCACCCUUGACGUGACGGUCGAGCAUCAAGCCGGCGUGCUCGCCUCAAAUGGCUGGCCUGCCUCGUGCUCCGAUAUCCGCAUCACGCCCAAAAACGGUACAGCCCCCUACACCCUCCUCAUCGCCCCAGCCUUCCACCCACCCGUCAACAUCACAUCGUCCACUCGAUCGUCUAUGAACUACACGGUCCGCCUGACGCACGGGCAGGCGUUCAUGCUCGGCGUAUACGACUCGGCAGGGAACAGCUUUGCGUUCGGACCGCUACAUGCGGGAUAUGCGAGCGAUGUGUCGUGUUUGGCGGUAUUGACGGGCCAGGACAUGCCGGGCGCUAAGUCGGGCGGAGUGAGUGUGGGGAGUCUAGCGGGAGGGAUAGUAGCGGCGUUUCUAGUGGGUGCGGCAGGCGCGGCUUUGGCCUUGUGGGGAUGCGUGAUCAGGAAGCACAAGCGGAGUGGACCUCAUGAGAAGCACGACCUCCUCUUUGACGAGACAAUGACCGCACGCCCCUUCUCCAUGCGCAUCAACUCGGAUCAAUCUUACUCCAACCCAAAACCACUCGACCCCUACCUCGAGACCUCCAUCCGGGGCGGACUACCCUUUGACAGCCCGGACACACUGUACGACCCCCACCUA
This is a messenger RNA of Dioszegia hungarica, 1170 nucleotides long. RefSeq lists its product as uncharacterized. The record is from RefSeq and is a predicted model, not a curated record. Lineage: Eukaryota; Fungi; Basidiomycota; Tremellomycetes; Tremellales; Bulleribasidiaceae. The annotation marks the transcript as partial. The transcript is spliced from 3 exons.